Molecule: messenger RNA, 6621 nt
Organism: Melopsittacus undulatus (budgerigar)
Lineage: Eukaryota; Metazoa; Chordata; Aves; Psittaciformes; Psittaculidae
Gene: ADGRD1
Product: adhesion G protein-coupled receptor D1
Exons: 26
Coding region: 492-3215 (907 amino acids)
Biological process (GO): adenylate cyclase-activating G protein-coupled receptor signaling pathway; cell surface receptor signaling pathway
Cellular component (GO): plasma membrane
Molecular function (GO): G protein-coupled receptor activity
Source: RefSeq, a predicted model, not a curated record
AGCAACUCUUUUCAGUUCAGUUUCAGACAUAGAGUGAGAGUUAUACGCUCUAUGUGCUACAGGGAAGUACAUUUUCUUGCUUGCAAAACUAAAACUGGCUUCAGAUCUCUGACAAUGUGAAAGUAAUUUGAAAGGAAAAGGCAACCAUAGGAAGAAAGUUGAAAACAAGAACUUUUCUUUUUGGCACAGAUUGUAACUGAAAUAUUUGACUUCUUUCCAUGGAACAGUACAACUUUUGGAUCUGAUACACAUUUCUUUUAAUUUUCCUCCAAUCACAGUAAUUUAUUUAGAGUUAAAUGAAGAGAUCAAAGUGUGAAGUAAAUGAACACUACUUAAAGGUCUGGAAGGAUAUUUUGCCAUCACUGAAGGAAUGGACUUUUUGAACCUUCACGGAAAAUGUACCUUUUCAUAUACGAAGUAGCAAAGGAAUACUUGUGACUGAAAUCUUAUAGAAAUUAGAUUUCAGUUUUACUUUUAACCUUAAAUAGACCAUGGAGAACUUAUCAUCUCUGCUCUGUUGUCAUUAUUCUCUGCUGAUUUUAUUUCAGUACAAAUAUCAGGUGUAUGGAAACUAUUCCCGGUUACCCAAACACCCAGGGUUCAAAGUCCUUGCAUCAGCUUCCCACUACUGGCCAUUGGAAGAUGUGGAUGGAAUUCAUGAAUUUCGGGAUACAAAUGGAGCUCUAAGAAUCCACAACUUCACUGUGCUUCCUUCCCAUAACUCUACCUUUGUAUAUACCAAUGACUCUGCCUACUCUAACUUCUCUGCAACUGUAGAUAUUGUAGAAGGAAUGGUGAACAAAGGAAUUUACGUCACUGAAAAGAAGGGAGUUACCUUUCUCUUCUUUGGAAGCUAUCAAAAUUCUUGCAUUAGUAAUCCAGAAGUUUGUGGACCUGAAGGAGUAACAUUUUCCUUCUUCUGGAAGACUCAAGACCAACAGGCUAAGUUUCUCCCUGCAUCUGGAGGACAAGUAAUUUCCAGUGGUUUCAAAAUUUGUUCAAAUGAAGCUGAAGGCUCAGUGGAAUUUUACACCCGUGGAAAUGCAAUGAUGAAGUGGAAAGCAAGCUUUAGUCCACCAGGUCCUUACUGGACUCACAUUCUUUUUACUUGGAAAUCAAGGGAAGGAUUGAAAGUCUACGUCAAUGGAACUCUAAACACAACUGAUCCUGAUGGGAAAGUUUUCUAUGAUUACGGAGACCCCAGUGCAAAUCUACUGACUGGAACAGAGGGGGAUCAGACCAAGCGCUAUGUGAAUGGGGCAUUUGAUGAAUUCAUUAUAUGGGAGAGGGCACUCACCCCCAAUGAAAUUGAGCAGUACUUCACAGCUGCUGUUGGUGUGCAAGUUCUGCUUUCUUCAACACUUCCAUGGUCUGUGAUGACAACCACUACAAAACCUGUGCUCUCUACAAAUGCCUAUCAUCCCAUCAUAACAAAUCUCACUGAGGAGAGAGGGAACUUCCGCUCCCCUGACACCAUGCUGGCCUACCUGGAGAACAUGUCCUUCAGCUUGCCCAACAAAUCCUUGUCAGAAAGUACUGCUCUGAGCCUAACAGAGGCAUUUUUAAAAGCCAUAGAAGACUUCAUGUUAUUGCCCAACUGGAGUGAUGUACCAGAGACCUCUUACAUAUUUGGAAGUCUAAUUCAAACUAUUGACAGUGUGAUGGCUCAUACGACAUGCAAUCUGGAUGAAAACUCCUUACCUUCAACUCUUGAGGGCACGUCAUCUGUGGCAGAUUACACCUUGAUCAAGAUGCAUCCUCAGGUGCUGAAUUUGUCCCACUAUCGAUUUCCAUCUCGAGGACAGAGUUAUAUUUCCAUUCCCAGUGAAGCUUUUCAUGAAAAAGCUUGGAUUACCAUUGUUGGCCUGCUUUACCAUAAUAUGCAUCGUUUUUUUCAUAAUAUCAACCCUAUGGAUACCAAGAUUGCUGAAGCUACUGCCUACAAAGGUUAUAUGAUCUCAGCAGCGAGUUACCUUAUCUCUGUCAAAGUGGAACCUCUACCCAAGCUGUCCCACAGUCUGUCAGGAUCUCCUCUUAUUACCAUCCAGCUCACCCACAAAUUGACUCCCCGACAAUACAGCCAAGCACUAAAUAAGAGUAACAGGGUUCAUCUUUACUGUGCAUUUCUGGACUAUAGCAAUGGAACUGGUGUUUGGUCAAAUGAAGGUUGUGUACGUGAAAGUGGGGACCUCAACUACUCAGUGUGUCUUUGUAACCACCUCACUAACUUUGCCAUUCUGAUGCAAGUGGUGCCUCUGAAGCUAACGAGAGAACACCAGGUGGCCCUCUCCUCCAUCACUUACGUUGGCUGUGCUCUGUCCAUCUUCUGCUUGACGAUCACGCUGGUCACAUUUGCUAUAUUGUCGUCUGUCAGCACCAUCCGCAACCAGCGCUAUCAUAUCCAUGCUAACCUCUCCUUUGCUGUCUUGGUGGCUCAAAUCCUGCUUCUCACCAGCUUUCAGUUCAGCCCUGGAACAGUGCCUUGCAAGAUCUUGGCCAUUCUCCUUCAUUUUUUCUUCCUGAGUGCUUUUGCAUGGAUGCUGGUGGAAGGAUUUCAUCUUUACAGUAUGGUGAUCAAAGUAUUCGGGUCAGAAGAGAGCAAGCAUUUAUAUUAUUAUGGAAUUGGAUGGGGCUGCCCACUGGUGAUUUGUGUAAUUUCUACAUCAGCGUCCCUAGACAGCUAUGGAGAAAGUGGCAACUGCUGGCUUUCACUAGAGAAUGGAGCAAUCUGGGCUUUUGUGGCACCAGCGUUGUUCGUAAUCCUGGUCAAUAUUGGUAUUCUCAUUGCUGUCACAAGAGUUAUUUCAAGAAUCAGUGCAGACAACUACAAGGUCCAUGGAGAUGCCAAUGCCUUCAAGCUAACAGCUAAAGCCGUCGCUGUUCUCUUACCGAUCUUGGGAAGCUCGUGGAUCUUUGGGGUUUUGGCUGUCAAUGCCCAUGCAUUAAUAUUUCAGUAUAUAUUUGCUGUUUUCAAUUCACUACAAGGAUUUUUCAUGUUCCUGUUUCACUGUCUUCUGAAUUCAGAGGUUAGAGCUGCCUUUAAACACAAAACCAAGGUCUGGUCCCUUACGAGUAGUUCAACACGCAACAUCAAUGUGAAACCCUUCAACUCGGACAUUAUGACUGGGAACAGGCCAGGCAUGACCCCCACAAAACUGAACACCUGGGAUAAAAGCACCAAUUCAGGCAACCGCAUUGAUCUAUCAGCAGUCUGACAGUAAUACCAGCUUCUAAGUGAAAAUCAAGCCACACAUUCAGGACCUCUGUCACGGCAUCCACAUGUUUUUCCUCACUGUUGAUACCAGUAGAAAACUGCUUUUUUAAUCACUGCCUAACAAAUUGGAAAUUGCCAUAUUGUUUUGUUGAGUAAAUAGCCCUCAUCUGCUUGCCUUCAAAACUGUAACGCCUUCUACCACUUGGCUAUUAGCAACAGAUGUAAUAAUAGCUAGCACAGAAAUACACUGGAUGGUUUUGACAGCAACAAUGAAAACACUAGGUAUGCAAAAGGACUUACUGCUAUCUGCAUCAUUCCAGCUCCCAGAACGGAGGAAAGGCAACAUACCUCUGGAAAGAUGAAUUUUUAUGCUUUAAAAUGAAAUGCUUCUCAUUGUGAUGUUGUAAUGGGGCUAUUCUGGUCUUGCUGUGCCCUCUCUGUUUACAUUUAUUUCCUUACAGAAUCCAAUUAUCUAAGUGGAAGCUUAUUCAAAAUACAUAGUGUGGUGAUUAACUUAAAUACUACAAGGAAUCCGGGACAUGAGCAAGAAGCGUGUUCUACCUACCCAGCUCCCAGUGUGGGCAUGGAAUUAGCUAAACUAAUAUACACAUAUUAUGUCUCUAUGCAGAUGAACAGCACCUGUAACAUGUAAAUCUCCUAUAUGUGGCCUACUGGUAUUUUAGAUAUUCCUGUUUACAUCCUACUUACAAAAGGCAGAAGUGGCUAAGGGUAUACUAGAGCAGUCCACUGCAUUUCUAUCACUGAUUUGUAUCUGCUCACAUAUCACAGUGCAAACUAUUUGUAUUGCUUUGCCUGAAGCUUCUGGAUGCAAUCAAUAGCUGUCCAUUAAGUGCAUUUCACAAAUGCGCUGUAGCUUUUGGAAUCAAACUCUGGCACUGUGAUUUAGCUUUCCUCUGGUUCCUGGUCAAAUCGAGACACUGAAUUCCAACCAUAAAAAUGUAACACAAUGAUAUACUGUGAAGACAGCCAGACUACAAGUCUGAGUAUUGUUACCUACAGACAUCUUUUAAAUAGGUCUCUGCAGAGUCUUUUGUGUUUUUAAACUCUGCUCAGCACUUAAUAGCUUCUGCUUUAAAACUGCUAUGAAGGAUCUUUAAGGUGAAAAAAAAAACACUGUAAUUUUGCUUUUGACCAGUGUUUUGUAGGUUCUCAGAGGUGGUGUUUGGAGCACCAAUGAUGCACCUUUCCAGAUGGAGAUAUAGCAGGAUGUAAGCUGGUCAGAACCCCUAAAUAUGUGUCUUGCUCUGGGAUUUACUCGGCAGCCAGGGGCUCCAGAACAAUUUCCAAAGAUGCGUCUCCCUACACAGAGUGGCUUUGCAGGCACAUCUCCUUAGCCCCAGCUCGUCCCCCUGUUUGCAGUAGCUGUCUCCCUAACAGACUGAUUUGCUGGAAUCACUCCUUUUCUAAUACACUGGGCUAUCAAAAUAGUGCAAGGAAAGGAAAUAGCAAAAAAAGAGGUUGAAGAUUUGCCUAAGAGGUUUUGUGUUGAUCUUUUUUUCUUAAUUAAUUGUUUGUGUCUUCAGCAGCUCAGACCAUUUCUGGUCCCAGUGAAUCUAGCAAGACAUCUGCUAUUGAUUUCCAAGAGGAAAGAUAUUUGCACACUAAUGUGCAGGGUGGAAAUUGUUUAUUGGAUAGUAAGUUUGUGAAGAAGAAAAUAAAAGUAAAUUGAUCUGUAAGGAACAGGAAACAUUUAUCAAUUACAACUCAAUUUAGGGACGUGUUUCAUCCAGGAGACAUGGAGCUGAAAGUUAGAAAACAUCAAUGCAUUUCAUUUCUGAUCAGACCAAGUUUUCUUCAUGUUUCCUUCCUACACUAAAAAAACAGAAAGAUCUGUUUCAGUUUGGACCAAUCUUUUCUGCUUUCUCCUCUUUGGGCCAAGACAUGUUGGUACGGUCACCAAACUGAAACCUCACAGUCAACCCGAAUCUGUCUGUGGCUACAGCUUUAGGCAUUCCACAGAAAUUACCUUAGUUUCACCUGAUAUAUGCUGAAUUUAUGCAGCUGCAGCAGAAUGUGACGUACUGUAUAUCACACAUACACAUGCAUGAAACACAUAAGCUGGUUGUUUUUCCCACUGCUCAAUAACUCAACCUGUUGACAACUCUAAAAGGCAGGUCAGUAAAAGCUGAGUAUGUAAAUGGCUAUAUCUUUACUUUGGCUUUUAUGCAUGGAUUUUUCCUUGCCUCUUCUGCAUUGGAUGUCCCACAGCUGUGUAAAUAUAGGGGCUGUUCUUGGUCUGAGAAUGAUUAUUUUUUUUCCCAAAAAAAGACAAAGAAAAAGGAGCUCUCAGAAUGUAUGGAGGAGACUGCAACAGAACAGUACUGUGAUAACAGAGUUCAGUGUUUGUAUCAUGUGCAGAUGUUCAGACAACGUAUUUAAGCAUAUUUUUUUAUAUUGGAACAUGUGGGGGUUUUGUGUGUUUUAUUUUGGGGUUUGGGUUUUGCUUUGUUUUUUUUUACACUGUGACCAUGGAUACAGAUUUAAACCCUCUUUGAUCAUUUUUGAUCUUUGUAUUAUAGCACAAACAGGUCUGUGAAUGAACCAGGACAUAAAAGCUUUCUUUAAACAAAUCCUUAAUUUUAAACAAUAUUCUCCUCUACACAGUUUUCACUGCCUGCAUUUCCUCCCUCCUGUGCUCAUACAUGUAUGGGUCCCCUGCGUCACUACCCAAGGUCCACUUGAAAAAAACUCCACAACAAAUGACAAUUACAACACACAAAUGACAGCACUCUAAAGGCUGAAUCUGGUUUUCAUCCAGGUAUAGCAGACUUAAAAACUGUUCACCAAAAAAGAAGAGCAUGAAAAUGUUUUUGGCUUUCUACCUGUGAACGUGACUUAGGUGUAUUAAAUACCGAGGGAGCAUUUGUUAUCCUGUAUCUACCGAGAUCCCCUGUGGAUAACCUGCAUCCUGUGCUUUAACUUUUGAACAAUGUGAUGAAGCUGUUUUAUCUUGUUUAUAGCACGGGAUGUUAAGGAGGUGGAACAUUGCAUUUGGAAUCCUGGGCUGGGGAUGGUGUUUCUUCUGGUUUUGAUAAACAAGUAAAAAAAGUCCAAAAGCACAAAUGUGUUUUGUUGCCAUCUAAGUCCAUUCCUUUUGUUUGAUUCAAUGUAUUUUUGUUGUUACUGAAUGCAGCAAAUGUACUGAAUAAGAAAUGCUCAAAUGAAUCUUUAAACAAUCUCUUCCUGCCCUCAGCCUUUUGAAGCCUGAAAAUCUUGCAGGUUAUUUAUAGCUUGUAUAUAGCAGCUAUCACAGUAUUUUUCUUUCAGGACCACAUCAUUUUGUCGAUGGUAUGAAAUCUUAAUUGAAUGAGAUGUGAGUUUUAAAACAUGUAAUGUAGCAAGAAUGACUUUGCCAGUAAGUAGUAAAAUAAUUUAGUUUCAUUGGU